AUGGCGCCGAUAAAGCGCAAGGGGAAUGCCCCCGAAGAAACGGCUGCUCGUCAGCCGCAAAAGCGCGCCAAGGUCGGAGCAGAAGACCGCCAAAAAGACUCCAAGCCCAAGGAUUCCGCUGCGAAAGCUUCGGAGCUCUCUGUUCUGCGUGACGACGAGCCGUCUUUCCCACGUGGUGGCGGUAGCGUUUUGACGCCCUUGGAGCGCAAGCAAAUUCAGAUUCAAGCGAACAGGGAUGUUCUGUUCGAGCAGAAAGGACCGAAAGGACCGAAAAAACCGACCCGUGAAUUUAUCGACGACAACGACGACAACGACGAUGACGACGAAGACGAUGUUGAGAUGGAGGAUGCCGACACAACCACUUCCGCCAAGAAGUCUCGGAAGAAGAAGACAAAAGGCCAGAAGUCUACAGGCAAGGAGUCCUCCGAGAAGGAGGGUGUGCGAAUUGAAGGUCUUAGCUACAAGCGUAUUGUACCUGGCUCUAUGAUUCUUGGUCAGGUUUCUAGCAUCACCGCCCACGACAUUGCCAUCUCUUUGCCCAACAACCUCGUUGGCUAUGCCCCUCUUACCUCCAUCUCUAAGGUCCUUGACGACAAGAUCGAGAAGCUACUGAAUGACGAGAACGACGACGAGGAUGAUGACAGCUCCGAAGAGGAGUCUUUCGACCUGAAGGAGCACUUCUAUCUGGGCCAAUAUCUCCGAACAUAUGUUGUUUCUACCGGCACUGAGGUCACCGAAGCCGGAGGCCGUAGCAAGAAGCGCAUUGAACUGUCCCUCGACCCUCGACAGACAAACACCGGUCUCUCGCAAUCCGAUCUAUUGGUGAACACUGCUGUUCAGGCUGCGGUUGUUAGCGUGGAGGACCACGGCGUGGUCAUGGAUCUCGGCAUCGAAGGCUCCGAGCUGAAGGGCUUCAUGUCCUCCAAGGAGGUCGACCCUCGUGUGGAGUACUCCAACAUCAAGGAAGGCUCAGUCUUCCUCUGCAUGGUCACCGGCAAGAAUGACAGUGGCAACGUAAUCAAGCUCUCCUCCAAACUCCAGUCUGCCGCUUCGAUCAAGCACUCGCACUUCCUUAGCACCGCGUCGACUAUCAACUCCUUCCUCCCCGGUGUUGCCACCGAGAUCCUCUUGACGGAAGUUACGCCAAAUGGUAUGGCCGGAAAGAUUAUGGGAAUGCUCGACACCGUUGUCGAUCUGGUGCAAUCUGGUGCUGACGACGGCAAACUUGACCUGGAGCGCAAAUGGAAGAUGGGAGCCAAGAUUAAGGGUCGUAUCAUCUCGACCUUCCCAAACUCAGAGCCUUUCAAGGUCGGCUUUUCGAUGCUCGAUCACGUUCUCAAGCUUUCUUCCGACACUCGCGGCCCUGGCUCAUCCGACGAAGCACCUGCUGUCUCCGCCAUUAUCCCCGAGGUCACGGUUGUGAAGAUGGACUCUAGUGGUAUGGGCCUGUAUGUCCAGAUUGGCGAAACCAAGCACAUUGGAUUCGUUCACAUCUCCAGGCUUUCGGAUGGCAAGGUUGAAUCCAUCUCGGCCGACUCGGGUGCUUUCAAGGUUGGAUCUACGCACGAAGCCCGUGUUGUUGGAUACAACAUGAUCGAUAACCUUUACCUUCUCUCCUUCGAGAAGUCCGUCAUUGAGCAGCCAUUCCUGCGCCUUGAGGAUGUUACUGUUGGAGCUAUUGUCAAAGGAAAGGUGGAGAAGCUACUGAUCGGUUCUACUGGAAUGGAUGGUUUUAUCGUCAGCCUUGCCGAGGGUAUCACUGGAUUGGUGCCUUCCAUGCACUUUGCGGACACCCAACUCCAGUUCCCCGAGAAGAAAUUCCGAGAGGGACUUAAGAUUUCCGCCAGAAUUCUGUCUGUCAACCUCGAGAAGCGCCAGAUUCGUCUGACUCUGAAGAAGAGUUUGUUGAACAGCGAGUCCCCUAUUUGGAAGGGCUACGAGGAUAUCGUGGCUGGUGCCCAGUCACCUGGUACCAUUGUCAACCUGCAGCCCCACGGCGCUGUUGUUCAAUUCUAUGGUACUAUCCGCGGCUUUCUCCCAGUCUCUGAGAUGAGCGAGGCCUACAUCAAGGACCCGGCCCAACAUUUCCGCAUGGGUCAGGUUGUCAAUGUGCACGCCCUGAGCGUGGACCCCUCCCAGGGCCGGCUUGCGGUUUCGUGCAAAGACCCGUCGACCUUCACCGAGAAGUAUGGCAAGGCCUUCGAAGAGAUCCACCCCGGCUUGCUCGUCACUGGAUCUGUCUUCGAGAAGUCUGCUGAUGAUGUGCUCCUUAAGCUUGAAGACUCUGGUCUUGUGGCCCGUCUCGAUGUUCAGCACAUUAUCGACGGUUCCUCGUCAAAGCAGAGCUCGACUCUGUCUAAGAUUCGUGUUGGCCAGAAGCUGAACGAUCUCCUGGUUCUCGACAUCCAGCGUGCUCACCGCCUCAUCCGCGUUUCCACCAGAGCUAGUCUGAAGAAGGCUGCUAAGCAAGGAAACAUGCCUAGCAAGUUCGAGGAUGUCCAGGAAGGCACUACGGUUACUGGCUUCGUUCGCAACAUUACGCCUGCUGGCCUUUUCAUUGAGUUCCUGGGUGGAUUGACUGGUCUUGUUCCCAAGCGUCUGAUUGAAGAUGCCAACCUUGAACAGCCCCAGUUCGGAGUUUCGAAGGGAUCGAGUAUCACUGUCCGUGUCCACGAGGUUGACACUGACCUCCAGCGAUUCAUCCUGAGCCAGAAGGCCACCGAGACCAGUAAUGCCGCUUCGCAAAAGACAAAGACACCCGUGCAGACUGAUGACGCCCUUGCGAACCCCGUUGAUGACAACCUCAAGACCAUUUCCGAUCUCACCUUUGGCCGGGUCGUCAAGUGCAAGGUUGUCUCCAUCAAGGCCACCCAAGUCAAUGUCCAACUGGCAGACAACAUUCAGGGCCGCAUCGACGUAUCGGAGAUCUUCGACAAGUGGGAGGACCUCAAGGAUCGCAAGCAGCCCCUGCGAUUCUUCAAGGCCAAGCAGGUUCUCGACGCCAGAAUUCUCGGUGUCCACGACGCCCGCAACCACAAGUUCCUCCCCAUCUCCCACCGCAGUGGCAAGUAUCCCGUCUUCGAGCUCUCCUUGAAGCCCAGCUUCGUCACGGCUGCCCACCCCGACCCUCUCAACAUGGAGCAGGUUAAGGUUGGAAGCUCGUGGAUGGGCUUUGUCAACAAUGUGGCCGAUGACUGUCUCUGGAUCAACCUGUCCCCCAAUGUGCGCGGCAGACUGCGCUUCAUGGAUGCUUCGGAUGAUCUGUCUCUCCUGACUGAUGUUGAGAAGAACUUCCCCAUUGGAUCUGCCCUGAAGGUCCAGGUCACCGCCGUCGAUUCGGACAAGGGCCACCUCGAUCUCUCCGCUAAACAGGGCUUCGACAAGCUCUCUUUCGGAGACAUCUCCGCCGGCAUGAUCCUGCCCGGCCGCGUGACCAAGAUCACCGAGAAGCAGAUCAUCAUGCAGCUCGGCGAGGCGCUCGUUGGUGCAGUCAACCUGAUCGACAUGGCUGACGAUUAUUCCAAAGCCAACCCGACUGUCUACCGCAAGAACGAGGUUCUGCGUGCGUACGUCAUUGCCGUGGACAAGGCCAACAAGAAGAUCUCCCUGUCGCUCCGUCCCUCCAAGGUUAUGAGCUCCUCGCUUCCCGUGCAAGACCGCGAGAUUUCCUCCCUGAAGGACGUCAAGCCUAACGACGUCGUUCGUGGUUUCAUCAAGCGCAUUACUGACGCCGGUCUCUUCGUGGCUGUCGGCCACGAUGUUACUGCCUACGUGCGUGUCUCUGAUCUGUCGGAUUCCUACCUCAAGGAGUGGAAGGACUCAUUCCAGACCGACCAACUGGUCAAGGGCCGCGUCACCCUGGUUGACCCUGAGCAAGGCAAGCUGCAGAUGAGCCUGAAAGACUCUGUCCUGGACCCCAACUUCAAGGCCCCGAUCAUCCUUCGGGAUCUCGAGGUGGGCCAAAUUGUGACCGGUAAGGUUCGCAAGGUCGAAGAAUUCGGUGCCUUCAUUGUUAUCGAUCGCUCUGCCAAUGUUAGCGGUCUUUGCCAUCGUAGUGAGAUGGCCGAGAAGCGGGUGGAGGAUGCGCGCACUUUGUACGACGAGGGCGAUGCUGUCAAGGCUAAGAUCAUCAAGAUCGAUUCCAAGACUGGCAAGAUCUCGUUCUCGCUCAAGGCGUCCCACUUCCAGGAUGAGGCGGAUGAGGAGAGUGAGGACGAGGAGAUGAGUGAUGGUGGCGCUGGCGGUGUCGCACUCGAUGGAGAUGACAGCGCUGAUGAGGACGACGAUGACGUCUCCAUGGGCGGCGUCGAGGUCGACGAUGCCAGCGAAGAAGAGGAUGGGGACAGUGAUGAGGAGGUCAUCAAGGGUGCCUCCAAGGACGGUGGCCUCGGCGCCAGUGGUUUCGACUGGAGCGGCAACGCCCACGUUGACGAGGACAAGGCCGCAGACUCGGACAGCGACGAGGACGAGGACCAGAAAAAGAAGAAGAAGAAGAAGAAGGGCAAGCCCGAGAUCCAGGUUGACCGCACUGGCGAGUUGGAUGCAAACGGCCCUCAGACCGUCGCUGACUACGAGCGACUGCUACUGGGCGAGCCCGACUCCUCGCUGCUGUGGCUGCAGUACAUGGCGUUCCAGCUGGAGCUGGGCGAAGUCGAAAAGGCCCGGAAUAUUGCUGAGCGUGCUCUGCGCAGCAUCACAAUGGGCCAGGAUGCCGAGAAGCUGAAUAUCUGGGUGGCCCUGCUGAACUUGGAGAACACAUACGGCAACGACGACAGCCUUGAAGAGGUGUUCAAGCGGGCGUGCCAGUACAACGACCCGCAGGAGAUGUACGAGCGGAUGAUCAGCAUCUACAUCCAGUCCGCCAAGAACGAGAAAGCGGAUGACCUCUUCCGCACGGCCAUGAAGAAGAAGAUCUCCACCCAGUCACCCAAGUUCUUCCUCAACUACGCCAGCUUCCUCUUCGACACGAUGGCUGCCCCCGACCGUGGCCGGGGUCUGCUUCCGCGUGCCCUGCAGUCUCUCCCGGCGCACACGCACGUCGAGACGACCUCCAAGUUCGGGCAGCUGGAGUUCCGGUCCGCCAAUGGCGACGUGGAGCGCGGUCGCACCGUCUUCGAGGGCCUGCUGUCCUCGUUCCCCAAGCGCCUCGACCUGUGGAACGUGCUGAUCGACCUGGAGAUGAAGGUCGGCGAUGCGCAGCAGGUGCGCCGCCUGUUCGAGCGGGUGCUCGGCCUGCAACACAAGAAGGGUGUUGUCAGCGUGGACGCCAGCAAGAAGGUCAAGCCCAAGCAGGCGCGGUUCCUGUUUAAAAAGUGGCUGGCCUUUGAGGAGAAGCUGGCGGCGGCGGAGGGUGGGGAUGAGAAGAUGGUGGAGGAGACCAAGGCGCGGGCGGCGGCGUACGUCAAGGCUCUGCAGGAGGAGGAGUAG
This is a messenger RNA of Penicillium canariense, 5427 nucleotides long. RefSeq names its product putative rRNA biogenesis protein RRP5. The transcript has 3 exons. NCBI's taxonomy places the organism in Eukaryota, Fungi, Ascomycota, Eurotiomycetes, Eurotiales, Aspergillaceae. The record is from RefSeq and is a predicted model, not a curated record. Bases 1 to 5427 code for a protein of 1808 amino acids. Gene Ontology annotation, biological process: rRNA processing. Gene Ontology annotation, cellular component: nucleolus; small-subunit processome. Gene Ontology annotation, molecular function: protein binding; RNA binding.